GUAGGAUCGCACAAAAGCGGCAGCGCACACUCCAACAUGGAACGCCGGGCCAAAUGCCUAUUGUUAAACAUUUUAUGAGAUGUUUCUUUGCGCUAGUAUGUCCCCCCUGUGGUUGGUGACCUUGUAGUGACCCCUCUUGGGUUGGUGACCUUGUAGUGACCCCUCUUGGGAGGGGUAAGGGGUGGGGGGGCACUGAAGUGUAACCAUGGGUACCGGCAGCCAGGUCCGGCUGCUUCUGUGGAAAAACUGGACCCUCCGGAAGAGACAAAAGAUCCGCUUCUUUGCCGAGAUCAUGUGGCCUGUGAUGUUGUUCAUAGGCUUGGUAUGGCUGCGGAGGGCCAAUCCGCUCUACCGACAACACGAAUGUCACUUCCCCAACAAAGCCAUGCCCUCCACAGGGAUCCUACCAUGGAUCCAAGGCAUCUUCUGCAACGCCAACAAUCCCUGUUUUCAGUACCCCACACGUGGGGAGUCGCCUGGACUGGUGUCCAACUACAACAACUCGUUACUGGCUCGCUUCUGGACGGACACUCAGGAGCUGCUCCUGAGUGACCCGGACUUCCUGCAGCUGGGCCGGCUGUGGCGCGAGCUCGGUGUGAUGGGCAACUUCAUGGACACGUUGAGGACCAACCCCCAGCUCAUCGAAGGCCGUGGUGUGAAGGUGGAGGAUAUUCUGAAGGACGACGAGACCAUCACCUCCUACCUCCUCAGAGACGUGCCUCUGACCGACUCUGUUGUCAACCAGCUGAUCAACGCCCAGGUCCGACCUGAACAGUUUGCGUACGGAGUGCCUGACCUCAAGCUGAAGGACAUCGCCUGCAGCCAGUCACUGCUGGAGCGUUUCCUCAUCUUCCCCAGCCGCCGCGGCCUGUACGCCGUCCGCAACGCCAUGUGUGCCCUCACGCCACAACGGCUGCAGAUCAUCGAGGACAAGUUCUACGCCAACGUGGACUUCUUCAAGCUCUUUCGCCUGCUCCCUCUCGUGCUGGACAGCAGCUCCCCUGGAAUGGACCUGCACUUCUGGUCGCGAGUGCUGUCGGCAGCGUCAGAGAAAACACAAGAGCUGUUCAAGAGGAGUAGCACUGAGGAUCUGCUGCGGCUGCUGAGGCCCUGGUUCUCCGACCCGCCGUCCUUCAGGGAGAUGAUGGCAGCCGCGUCCAGCCUUGUGUGCGGCUACUCGGAGGGGGCCUUCUCGCGCGUCGCCUCCUUCAACUGGUAUGAGGACAACAACUACAAGGUCUUCCUGGGUAUCGACGGCUCCAGGGCUCAGCGGGAGUACGACUACGACGACUCGACCACGCCCUUCUGCAAUGACCUGAUGCGUGAGCUGGAGUCCAGCCCCGUCACGCGCGUCGUAUGGAGGUCGGUCAAGCCUCUCCUCAUGGGUCACAUCCUCUACGCUCCAGACUCGCCGGCCACCCGCAAGAUCAUCAAGAAUGCUAACACCACGUUUGAGGAGCUGGAGAGGCUGAGGAACAUGGGCCUGGCCUGGGAAGAGGUGGGCCCUCAAGUGUGGACCUUCUUCCAGGACAGCAUCCAGAUGAACAUGAUCCGGGACUCCAUCAGGAACCCUACGGUGAUGGAUCGCAUCGAGCGGAGCCUGGAGAACGUGCCGUUCUCUGUGCACGACAUUCUCAACUUCCUGUUCAACGGCCCCGAAGAGGAGCGAGCCCCUGGCAUGCCCAAGUUCGACUGGCGCAACGUCUUUAACACCACCGACCGCGUCAUCCGCACCAUGAAUCAGUACGCUGAGUGCCUGGUGCUGGACAAGUUCAACGCUGCCACCAACGAGGAUGAGCUCACCUACUACGCACUGGACUUGCUGGAGGACAGCAAGCUGUGGGCAGGGCUGGUCUUUGAGGAGGUGUACCCGUGGACCACCGAUAUACCCCAGCAUGUCAAGUUCAAGAUCCGCAUGGACAUCGAUGUGGUGGAACGCACCAAUAAGAUCAAGGACAGAUACUGGGAUCCAGGUCCCAGGGCCAAUGCCAUGGACGACCUGCGUUAUGUGUGGGGAGGGUUUGCCUACCUGCAGGACAUGGUGGAACAUGCGGUCAUCAAGACGCACACAGGGAAGGAGUGGCUUCUGGGAAUCUACCUGCAGCAGAUGCCCUACCCGUGCUAUGUGGAUGACCUCUUCAUGCUGACUCUGAACCGCUGCUUCCCCAUCUUUAUGGUGCUGGCCUGGGUCUACUCUGCCUCCAUGAUCGUCAAGAGCAUCGUGCUGGAGAAGGAGCUCCGCCUCAAGGAGACGCUCAAGACCAUGGGCGUCACCAACGGCGUCAUCUGGUCCACCUGGUUCAUCGACAGCUUCAUCGUCAUGGCUGCCAGCACUGCCCUCCUGACCGCCAUCAUCAUGGGCGGGAAGGUGUUGAACUACAGCGACCCUUUCAUCCUCUUCCUCUUCCUGCUGGCGUUCACCACGGCGACCAUCAUGCAGUGCUUCCUGAUGAGCGUCUUCUUCAACAAGGCCAACCUGGCGGCGGCGUGCAGCGGCAUCGUCUACUUCACACUCUACCUGCCGCACAUCCUGUGCUUCGCCUGGCAGGACCGCAUCACCAAGGACAUGAAGCUCAUGUUUAGUCUCUUGUCUCAGGUGGCGUUUGGCUUCGGGACAGAGUACCUGUCUCGCUACGAGGAGCAGGGUCUGGGGCUGCAGUGGAACAACAUCCAGACCAGCCCGCUGGAGGGGGACGAGUUCUCCUUCCAGACCUCCAUUGCCAUGCUGGGCCUGGACACGGUCAUCUACGCCCUGCUCGCCUGGUACCUGGACAACGUAUUCCCAGGACAAUACGGCAUCGGGCGGCCAUUUUACUUCUUCGUCCAGCCCUCUUACUGGUUAGGCCUGGAACCGCUUGCGCCCAUUUUAGACAAGAAGGAGGUUCCACAGGAGAAACCGGCUUUUGAUAACCUGGCGAAGGAGGCCCCUGUGGAGCCAGCGCCCAAGCCUCCAUGCCCAGAGCCCGCGGGAAAUGACCAGGAGAGACGCGGCUCCUGCAAGCACCAGGACAUCCGGGAGAAGCUGGAGAAGCUGGAGAAGGAGCGCGAGGAGCAGCUAAGGAAGCAGGAGGAGGAGGAGGAGGAGGCGUACCACAACCUGUCCGAGGAGCAGAGAGGGAAGUCGUACUUUGAGGACGAGCCCACGGGUCUGGUGGUGGGCGUGAGUGUGCAGGACCUGGUCAAGGUGUUCAGUGGCAGCGCCCGGCCCGCUGUGGACGGCCUCAGCAUCACCUUCUACGAGGGUCAGAUCACUGCCUUCCUGGGCCACAAUGGGGCCGGCAAGACCACCACCAUGUCCAUCCUCACUGGGAUGUUCCCUCCGACCUCUGGGACGGCCUUCAUCUAUGGAAAUGAUAUCCGCACAGACAUGGACGCCAUCCGCCAGUCCCUGGGCAUGUGUCCCCAGCACAACAUCCUCUUCAACAACAUGACGGUGGCGGAGCACAUCCUCUUUUACUCGCUGCUGAAGGGCAGGCCUCUGCCGGAGGCGCAGGAGGAGGUGGAGAACAUGCUGGAGGAUCUGGGCCUUCCGCACAAGAGGGACGAGGAGGCCCAGAACCUCUCAGGUGGCAUGCAGAGGAAGCUCUCCGUUGCCAUGGCGUUUGUUGGCGGGGCGAAGGUGGUGUUCCUGGACGAGCCCACGUCAGGAGUGGACCCCUACUCCCGCCGCUCCAUCUGGGACCUGUUGCUCAAGUACCGCACAGGCCGUACAGUGAUCCUGUCCACGCACCACAUGGACGAGGCGGACCUGCUGAGUGACCGCGUGGCCAUUAUCUCGCAGGGCCGCCUGCACUGCUGCGGCUCACCGCUCUUCCUCAAGAAGCGCUUUGGCGCCGGCUUCUACCUCACACUGGUGCGCCGUAUGAAGGACGAGCCACCACGCAUCAAGAAUGAGGGGCAGUGUGACUGCACUGAGGAGUGCUCGUGUAAGUGCUCGCUCUGCACCAAGUUUAAAGAGGGCGUCCUAGCUGAGCCUGUGGUGCCUCGUAGACAGAUGGAAGGGGAUGCGGUGGCCAUCACAGCCAUAGUGCACCACCACGUCCCUGAGGCCCAUCUGAUCGAGGAGAUCGGACAGGAGCUGACCUACCUGCUGCCCCACCGGGGCUUCAAGCAUCGCGCCUACGCCAGCCUGUUCCGCGAGCUGGAGGAGACCCUCUCCGACAUGGGCCUCAGCAGCUUCGGAGUGUCCGACACGUCCCUCGAGGAGAUAUUUUUGAAGGUUACAGUUGAUGAAGAGACGGCGCACCUUGGCAAAGCAGCUCCAGCCCAGAGCAUGAUGCUGCCUAAGCGCCGCGUGUUGCCAAGCAACAAGGUGGCAGUGGAUGUUAGGGCAGCAGAGGAGUCGAAGGGGAAGGACGGGCAGAGUAGGCGGCUGGUCAGCGGCGAGGGUCGAGGCUCCACGCAGGUCAAGGGAGUGUGUCUGAUCAUCAAGCAGUUCAUCGCGUUGCUCAUCAAGAGGUUCCACCAUGCCACGCGCUCCAGCAAAGACUUCCUGGCCCAGAUUGUUCUUCCUGCCAGCUUUGUGUGUGUUUCGCUGAUGUUCACCCUGAUUGUCCCUCCAUUUGGAGAGUACGCCAGUCUGACCCUCACGCCAUGGAUGUACGGCAGGCAGUUCACCUUUUUCAGCAACGAGAGGGCCCAGGAUCCUGGCAUGAGGUACUUUGCAGACGUGCUGCUGAACAAGCCUGGCUUUGGGACACGCUGCAUGGUAGACGAGCCUCUCGAGGACUUCCCCUGUAAUAACAUCACCACAGAGUGGGAGAUGCCGCUGGUCAACCCCGCUCUGAUCGAGAUGCUGGAGGGACCAGAGUGGACACAGCUGCGGCCCUCACCCGGCUGCCAGUGCAGCAAGGCCAGCAAGCUCACCAUGAUGCCUGUCUGCCCAGAAGGAGCCGGAGGACUGCCCCCGCCACAGAGGAUUCAGUCCACGGGAGACGUGUUGUUGGAUUUGACAGGCAGAAAUAUUUCUGAUUAUCUGGUGAAGACAUAUCCCACCCUGAUCAGCACCAGUUUGAAAAGCAAAUAUUGGGUGAAUGAACAAAGGUAUGGAGGCAUUUCUGUGGGAGGUCAGCUUCCAGUCCUGGACGUAGAACCCAAAACAAUCCAGGACACAGCAGCCCAGUUAGGACGCCUGCUCAAUAUCACAGGGGGAAAAUAUUCCAAACUCACUCUAAAGGAGAUUGGAACCUUUCUAAGAUACAUGGAGACUGAAUACAAUGUAAAGGUGUGGUACAACAACAAAGGCUGGCAUGCCAUGGUGGCCUUCAUGAAUGUGGCUAACAAUGCCAUCCUGAGAGCCCAUCUGCCCAACAGUGCCAACCUAGCAGAGUAUGGCAUCACUGUCACCAACCACCCCCUGAACCUCACCAAGGAGCAGCUCUCGGAAGUCACAGUUCUCAGUACAUCGGUGGAUGCGAUGGUGGCCAUCUGCGUGAUCUUUGCCAUGUCCUUCGUGCCGGCCAGCUUCGUACUCUACCUCAUCCAGGAGCGGGUGACCCAGGCCAAGCACCUGCAGUUCGUCAGUGGGGUCAGCCCCAUGGUUUACUGGACGGCCAACUUCUUCUGGGACAUGGUGAACUACUCAGUGAGUGCAGGCAUGGUGGUGGCCAUCUUCAUGGCCUUUGAUAAGAAGUGCUACACUUCGCCUGCCAACCUCAACGCCCUCAUCGCCCUGCUGUUACUUUACGGAUGGUCCGUGACACCCAUGAUGUAUCCCCUGUCGUACGUGUUCAAUGUCCCCAGCACGGCCUACGUGUCUCUGUCCAGCAUCAACCUCUUCAUAGGCAUCAACAGCAGUGCUAUCACCUUCAUCCUGGAUCUGUUUGACAGCACGGCAGCUCUCUACAAGUGCAACCAGGUCCUGAAGAAAGCGCUACUGGUCUUCCCACACUUCUGCCUGGGCCGAGGGCUCAUUGACAUGGCCAUGAACCAGGCGGUGACUGAGGUCUAUGCGCGCUUCGGGGAGGACUUCAGUCUUGACCCCUUCAGCUGGGACUUCCUGGGAAAGAACCUGUUCUUCAUGGCUAUCGAGGGCUUCAUCUACUUCACCAUCAACAUCCUCGUCCAGUACCACUUCUUCCUCACGCACUGGAUGCCUGACCGCCCACAGCCCCCUCUGGUGGACGAGGAUGUGGACGUGGCCAAGGAGAGGGAGCGCCUCCACACCGGGUGCAGCAGCAGUGACAUCCUGCAGAUCAGGAACCUCACCAAGCUGUACCAAGGACGUAAACAUCCAGCUGUGGAUCGAAUCUGUGUGGGUGUGUCACCUGGAGAGUGCUUUGGUCUUUUGGGUGUGAAUGGAGCUGGAAAGACAACCACCUUUAAAAUGCUGACUGGAGACAUUGAUGUCACCUCAGGAGAGGCUGCCGUCACUGGGCACAGCAUCCUGACCAACAUCCUGGAUGUCCAUCAGAAUAUGGGCUACUGCCCUCAGUUUGAUGCCAUCGAUGAGCUGCUCACCGGCAGAGAGCACCUGCACAUGUACGCCCGCCUGAGAGGGGUCCCCGAGUCGGAGAUCAGCAGGGUGGCUGAGUGGGCCAUCCAUAAGCUGGGUUUGUCUGAGUAUGCAGGUCGCAGUGCCGGCACCUACAGUGGAGGGAACAAGCGCAAACUCUCCACGGCCAUCGCCAUGAUUGGCUGCCCAGCCCUGGUGCUGCUGGACGAGCCAACCACCGGCAUGGACCCCCACUCCCGUCGCUUUCUCUGGAACUCCAUCAUGAGCGUCAUACAGGACGGACGCGCCGUGGUGCUCACCUCACACAGCAUGGAGGAGUGUGAGGCCCUGUGCACUCGUCUGGCUAUCAUGGUCAACGGCACCUUCAAGUGUCUGGGCACCAUUCAGCACCUCAAAUACAAGUUUGGUGAUGGGUAUGUGGUCACCAUGAAGAUCGGGGCUGCCAAGGAGGGGGCCGCCCCGGACCUGAACCCGGCCGAGGCCUUCAUGGAGAGCACCUUUCCCGGCUGCAUCCAGCAGGAGAAGCACUACAACACGCUCCAGUACGAGAUCGCCACCUCCUCGCUGGCGCGCAUCUUCCAGCUGGUGCUGGCCAACAAGGAGAGGCUCAACAUCGAGGACUACUCCGUCUCUCAGACCACACUGGACCAGGUGUUUGUGAACUUUGCCAAGCUCCAGUCCAGAGAGGAGCACACUAUGGUGCUGCACCCCAGGGCUGCGGGCGCCAGGCGGGAUGUCAAGGUCACGCCGGAGAAGGCAAAGAGCUGAGGACCCGGGGAGGGGGUGGAGGGCUGUUGGAGCCGCGUGAACCACCACGAUGACUCAGAAGGCCAUCUGCUCCUGAUCUGAUCUGAUGCUGGUGCUGUUGCUGUUGCUACUUCUGGCACUGAAGUGUUGUGAAGUUUUCUUAGACAAAGACACUUACUCAAACGUUGUCCCGUCGCGAGAUUUAGCACACGCUCCGAAAACACUUCAGCCUGCUUUG
Molecule: messenger RNA, 7439 nt
Organism: Alosa alosa (allis shad)
Lineage: Eukaryota; Metazoa; Chordata; Actinopteri; Clupeiformes; Clupeidae
Product: retinal-specific phospholipid-transporting ATPase ABCA4-like
Biological process (GO): lipid transport; transmembrane transport
Cellular component (GO): intracellular membrane-bounded organelle; membrane
Molecular function (GO): ATP hydrolysis activity; ATP binding; lipid carrier activity
Source: RefSeq, a predicted model, not a curated record